GUGACGUGGCGCAGCUACGCGUGCGGAAGUGGCGGGGGAGCCGGGGCUGGCGGUGCCGGGGCUGACGGGGCAGGCAGAGGGAAGCCGCGAUGCCGCUGAAGGCGGUGAUCCUCAUCGGGGGCCCGCAGAAGGGGACCCGCUUCCGACCGUUGUCCUUCGAGGUGCCCAAGCCGCUCUUCCCCGUGGCCGGGGUGCCAAUGGUGCAGCACCACAUCGAGGCCUGUGCCAAGGUACCUGGCAUGAAGGAGAUCCUGCUGAUGGGCUUCUACCAGCCCCACGAGGCCCUCAGUCGCUUCUUGGUGUCAGCGCAGCAGGAGUUCAAGAUCCCCAUCAGGUAUCUCCAGGAGUAUGCAGCACUGGGCACAGGUGGUGGCAUCUAUCACUUCCGUGACCAGAUCCUCUCAGGUGGUGCUGAGGCCUUCUUUGUCCUCAACGCAGACGUGUGCUCAGAGUUCCCCUUGCAGGAGAUGCUGGAGUUCCGGCAGCAGCACGGGGACGCGCACAGCUUUGUCAUUCUGGGUACCACAGCCAACAGGACACAGGCGCUGAAUUAUGGCUGUAUCGUGGCAAAUGCAAACACCCAGGAGGUCCAGCACUAUGUGGAGAAGCCCAGCACGUUUGUUAGUGAGAUCAUUAACUGUGGCGUUUACCUGUUCACACCUGCCAUCUUCCAACACAUUGGUGAGGUCUUCCAGAGGAACCAGCAGGAGCUAGUACUCUGUCCUUACCUUGGAGAGGAGAGCUCUAAUGGCUGGCAGCGUGCAGAAGCGAUCCGGCUAGAGCAGGACGUUUUCACAGCCCUGGCUGGGAGUGGCAAACUCUACGUCUACAAAACUGAUGGCUUCUGGAGCCAGAUCAAGUCAGCUGGCUCUGCUAUCUACGCCAGUCGCCUUUACUUGAACCAGUACAGCAAAAGCCACCCAGAGAGGCUGGCCCAGAACAAACCUGGAGGACCUAUCAUCCGAGGCAAUGUGUACAUCCACCCAACAGCCUCCAUUGACAGCACUGCAGUGCUGGGCCCCAACGUCUCAAUUGGGGAGGGGGUGACAGUUGGAGCUGGUGUGCGUGUGCGAGAGUCCAUUGUCCUGCAUGGUGCCUCACUCCACGAUCACACCUGUGUCCUCAAUACCAUUGUGGGCUGGGACAGCACCAUUGGGCGCUGGGCUCGAGUUGAAGGAACACCCAGCGACCCCAACCCCAACGAUCCCUAUGCCAAGAUUGACAGCGAGACCCUCUUCCGAGACGGGCGCCUCACACCUUCCAUCACCAUCCUGGGCUGCAGUGUCACUAUCCCUGCUGAGGUUGUUAUUCUCAACUCCAUUGUCCUUCCUCACAAGGAGCUGAGCCGCAGCUACAAAAACCAGAUUAUUCUCUGAGUCAGCAGCUCACUGGGUUGGGGGGGGGGGGGGGAAACAGCACCAACCCCACCCACUUCCUGCUGUGCUGUACAGCCAGAGACUGGGCUGAGGCUUCAGCACCUGGGAGGUUCCCAGCAUCCCAGAGGGGUAGGUGCAGGCCAGGAACCCUACAAGUGCCUGACUCCUACUCCUGACAGACAUUAAAGCUGGUAAGCAUCAGCCUCCUGUGCUGCCUCUCUUGCAGCCCAGGGACCAGCCCUGGGGCAAGGUGAAAGCAUGUAAACCUGACAGCAGGAACCCUAGGCAGAAGCUGUUGAGGAAACACUUGCUGCCUGCAACAUCUUGGUUCCAGAUUUGCACUUGUCUCCACCAAAGGGCACUACCAGCAUCACCUUGCGACCCCUCAACAGGUUGUUCUGUCUGCAACUCCCUGAAAGGCUUUGGCCCAUCUCAGAGGCCAAGGAACUUCAAAUAUGCCCAUCCUGCAGAGGCAGCUCAGCUUGCAGUAGCCAGCUGAGGAUCCCAGUUUCAUCACUGUGAUUACAACAGCUUGAGCUGGGCUCCUGCCUGCUGCUGGGGAAACAGCACAGCACGAGGCUGUCCUAAGGCCACUGGCACACAAGUGGAGAGGCAGACUGCUGGCCCUGGACAAAGCUGCAAAAGCACCCCUUGCCCCAGCUGCACCCCUGUCCCACCAAGGCCUCAAAAUCAGUUGGGAGAGCUCUAAGCCCUACCAAGCCUGCUGCUAUUAUUCCAAGACCUGCCUAGGUUGCCUAGGCAGGGCUCAGGGUGGCAGCAGCAGGCUCCUGCCCCUCUGGGCCCAACCACCUUUUCCACACCCUCAUGGAUAUAGAUUGGAGUAGGGAGGGCAUGGGGAGCCUCACUGCAUGUUGCCUCUUGCACCAGCCACAGCACACCAGAGCACUCGACUUCUGUGCAGGUGGCAGGUAUCUCCCACCUCAGUCUUAAUAUGUGAUUUUAGUGAAGGCAGCUCCCUGCUGCUGCUGGCACAGUCUGUGGCAGCCAACAGUGCCCUUUACCUGCUUAUCUCCCUAUCUUCACCUCUGGUUUUAGGGCUCUGUGCUAAAGCUCUGCACUCCACCAAGGACCCCAUCAUGCUUCUCACCAAGGCACCAUGUUAGGGAUUCUUUAUUCAUCUGCUACCACCCCAGCUUGAUGGAUUUGCAGUAAAUCCUUGCUCCUAGCCCUGUGCCUUUAUGCGUCAGUUCUCCUGUGGUCCUGGGUGGGGAGUAGCUGUUCCGUGGCUUUAAGCACAUUAAAAACUACUUG
Dryobates pubescens (Downy woodpecker) is the source of this 2648-nucleotide messenger RNA. It is a transcript of the gene GMPPA, whose product is annotated as GDP-mannose pyrophosphorylase A. Gene Ontology annotation, molecular function: transferase activity. Gene Ontology annotation, cellular component: cytoplasm. The record is from RefSeq and is a predicted model, not a curated record. The transcript is spliced from 13 exons. Lineage: Eukaryota; Metazoa; Chordata; Aves; Piciformes; Picidae. Gene Ontology annotation, biological process: biosynthetic process. Bases 90 to 1376 code for a protein of 428 amino acids.